AUGCUGAUGACCACUAUGAGCACGGCUAUGGUGAAUAUGGUGCUGGCCACCACGGGCACGAACACGAUCACUCCCAUGGCGAUGGCUUCAAGAAAGGCUUCGAUGAGGGUGGAUACGGUGACUACGGCAGCCACAAGUACGGUGGAUGGGGAAGUUAUGCAAAAGGAAAGGAACACGGAUCAUAUUACGGAUCUUCAUACGAUGACGGCCACGGUGAAGGACACCACGGCCAUGACCACUACUGAGCUUCCUUCUACACUACGGACGCGCUCUUUCUCAAGUUGCACGAAAGUUAACAACAAAGUUUCAUUUUCCAUCUUCUUCUGA
Ostertagia ostertagi is the source of this 327-nucleotide messenger RNA. The record is from the annotation of a GenBank genome assembly. NCBI's taxonomy places the organism in Eukaryota, Metazoa, Nematoda, Chromadorea, Rhabditida, Trichostrongylidae.